CAUUUAUUUAAAUUUUAAAAUAAUAAGUAAAAAAAAGUCAAAAACUAAAUUAAAAAAUGACAUCCACCAUGCGUCAAUAUUACAUUCUAUAUUCAUUUAUUUUUAUUUUGAUGAAAUAUAUUCAAUUAUUAGGAUACCUCAAUUUGAAACACUCUAUAUAUACUCUUCUAGAGUACUCUAUUGCGCCAAACAAAGAAAUGAGGAUCUUCACAAAGCUCUCUGCACCACUCUGCCUCCUUUUUGUCUUCCUCUGUCUUAAAAUUGCCUUCUCAUCCUCUAUACAUGCUUCUUCCUUCUCAACAACGCAUAUCUGCUCUCAUGAGGAGGCUCUUGCUUUGCUACAAUUCAAGACAUCCUUCUCCAUCAAUUACACUGUUUUGGAUCCAGAUUAUUGUGGGGAAAAUUAUUCUAAGAUUGAGUCAUGGAAGGAAGGUACAGACUGUUGUUGCUGGGAUGGAGUUAGCUGUGAUAAUGUCACAGGCCAUGUAAUUGCCCUUAAUCUCUGCUGCAGUUUCCUUUAUGGCACCUUUCCUUCCAACAGCACUCUUUUCUUCCUCAAAAACCUGCAGAGCCUCAAUCUUUCCUUGAAUGAUUUUAGGCAUUCCAAGAUUCCAUCGGAAAUCAGCCAGUUUACUAGACUAAAGCAUCUUGAUGUCUCUUCUUCUCGAUUUUCGGGCCAAGUUCCGGGAGAAAUUGCUCACCUCCCCAAGUUAGUUUCUCUCAAUCUCUCUAGUUAUUACAUUUCUUCUGACUUGAUCCUUGAAACAACUACCUUCAAAAAUCUUGUUCAUAACUUGAGUGAGGUGAGAGAACUUGUGCUUAAUGGAGUGAACAUGACUUCUGUUAAUCCUCGUUUCUUCAUGAAUCUCUCUUCUUCUUUGACUUCUCUUCGUCUUUUUGAUUGUCAGUUAAGAGGAAACUUUUCAAAUAGUAUUUUCCGCUUUCCAAAUCUCAAGAGGUUUAGUUUAGGUGGAAAGGGAAAUCUCACUAUUGAUCUUCCAAGUUCCAAUUGGAGCAGUCCUCUCCAACAGUUGGUUUUAGGUGAUAUGGAUUGUGGAAGGCGAUUGCGAGAGUCUAUAGCAGAUCUAAAGUCAUUACAGUCUCUGACUCUUUUCUGCAACUUGAAAGGUUCCAUUCCAGCUUCCAUUGGGAACUUAACACAACUUACCUUUCUUUACCUUUCCAAUAAUCAGUUUUCUAGUCCCAUUCCAUCAUCACUUGCAAACCUCACCCAACUUACCUCUCUUGACCUUUCCAAUAAUCAGUUUUCUAGUCCCAUUCCAGCUUCCAUAGGUAACUUAAGGCAACUCACUAGGCUAGACCUCUCUUCUAACAAUCUUAGCGGACAAAUCCCAUCGUCACUUGCAAACCUCACCCAACUUACCUCUCUUGACCUUUCCAAUAAUCAGUUUUCUGGUCCCAUUCCAGCUUCCAUAGGUAACUUAAGGCAACUAACUGACCUAAGCCUCUCUUUUAACAAUUUUAAUGGACAAAUCCCAACAUCACUUGCAUACCUCACACAACUUACCUCUCUUGAUCUUUCCAAUAAUCAGUUUUCUGGUCCCAUUCCUUUUCAUGCAAGUAGGUUUUCCAAACUAAGCAAUCUGGACUUAUCUUAUAACUUACUUAAUGGCAUGUUGCCACCUUGGAUUUUCACCCUACCUUUUUUAAAAGGCUUGUAUCUCAAUCAUAACCAAUUUCAAGGUCAAAUAAAUCAAUUCCAGCAAAAAUCCCUCAUACGUCUAGAUUUGUCAAACAAUAAACUCCAGGGCUCAAUUCCUAACUCAAUUGCUAAUUUAGUAAAUCUUAGUUAUCUUGAUUUAUCAUCAAAUCAUUUUAGUGAUUUAGUAGUAUCUGACAUAUUCUCACUUCAAAAUCUAGAAACCAUCAUUCUUUCAAACAAUAAUCUGUCCUUGAGAAUGAAUGUCGAUGCCAACUUCACAUUACCUAAACUAACUAAUGUUUUCUUGUCUUCUUGUAACUUGAGUGAAUUCCCCAUUUUCUUAAGACAUUCAAAUGGUCUGCAAAGCCUAGUGGUAUCCAAAAAUAGCAUUCAUGGAAAUAUUCCCGAAUGGAUAUGUGAAAAGGAUGAUCUUGAAAUUCUUGACCUUUCUCAUAACAAUUUAAUCGGGAAGAUUCCAAAUUGUCUUUCUAAGUCUCUCUCAGUGUUGGAUUUGCAAGCCAAUUACUUUGAUGGAAAUAUACCUUUUGGGUUUCCAAAGGGCUGUGGGUUACGAAAUCUCAACUUACAUGGAAAUCAAAUGGACGGGCCAUUACCAAGGUCUUUGGUGAAUUGUAGCAAGUUAGAGGUUAUUGACGUUGGCAACAACAACAUAGAGGAUACAUUCCCUCAUUGGUUGGAAUCUCUACCAGACCUUCAAGUGCUUGUCUUAAGGUCCAACAAGUUCCACGGUUUUGUGCAGAGCACCAAAGAAAGUCCAUCUUUCCUCAGGUUACGAGUUCUGGAUCUCUCCAACAAUGGUUUUCUUGGUCCUUUGCCUGUUCAGUACAUCGAAAAUUUUAAAGCGAUGAUGGAACUUUAUAGAGAUGAGGGUUCUCCUGAAUACAUGAAUGUCAGUUCUUAUCAAUAUUCACUGGUUGUGACAAUUAAGGGAUUAGACUAUGAGCUGCAGGGAAUCUUGAAAAUAUUCACUAGCAUUCAUCUCUCAAAUAACAUGUUUGAGGGAGAAAUUCCAGAUGUUAUGGGAAAGCUUAGUUCUCUCAAAGGGCUUACUCUUUCUCAUAACAACCUUACUGGUCAUAUCCCACUGUCACUAGGGAAUUUGACGAAUCUGGAAUGGUUGGAUCUCUCUUCCAACGAGCUGGCAGGGAAAAUUCCUGAUGAAUUGGUAUCUUUGACACAACUCUCCGUAUUGAAUCUUUCAAAUAAUCAUCUUGUCGAACGCAUACCACAAGGCAAUCAGUUCAACACCUUUGGAAAUGGUUCUUAUGAAGGAAACCUUGAACUGUGUGGAAUCCCAUUGUCAAAAUCUUGUGAUGGAAUUGGGACACUGCCGAGCUCCUUCCAAGAAAAAGAUGAGUUAUGGAGAUUUGGCUGGAGAGUUGUGGUGUUAGGCUAUGGAUGUGGAGUUGUUUUUGGACUGCUGAUGGGAUAUCUUGUAUUCCGAACAGGAAAACCAAAAUGGUUUGUGUCUUUGUUUGAUGGCCGACCAAGUCAAAGCGGAAGAAAGAUGAGGAAAGCCAGAAGACUUGUUCAAAGAAGAACGUAGUUGCAGAGUUGAUGUUUUAGAGCUUCUGAUUUAAUGUUUCCUGAAUAAGUGCUUUUUGGGUUUGAAGUUCUUGUUAUGGCUGGCAUUGGCUUGUCUAAAAUUGUCAGCCUUCUCUUGUCUUUAUUAUGCUUUGUAAUUUUGUCUUUCUUUAUUGUAAAAUAUAUUUGAAGUUUGAAGCUGUUAAUCUUUCUUUAUUAAUGUACUUCCUUAAAUGGGUUGGUAUCAAACUGGAAGCGAAGGUGUGUCAAGUUUCAUUCUUUACAAUUUUUGUUCUUGAGAUUCCCAUUAGCAGAGUCAUAAAAAUUCUUGCUUUACAUUUUUGAGCUGAAGGGGAAGUUUGAAUUUUGAGAUGGGAUUUUGAUGGAAUCAUUUCAUGAUCGUGGAAUCUGGAUUUUGGGAUGGUUAUCGUUGUAGGGAUAUAACUGUAAUUGUAAA
Messenger RNA from Rubroshorea leprosula, 3665 nucleotides. The record is from the annotation of a GenBank genome assembly. NCBI's taxonomy places the organism in Eukaryota, Viridiplantae, Streptophyta, Magnoliopsida, Malvales, Dipterocarpaceae.